This is a messenger RNA of Chrysochloris asiatica (Cape golden mole), 2227 nucleotides long. It is a transcript of the gene TGFBR1, whose product is annotated as transforming growth factor, beta receptor 1. Bases 1 to 1500 code for a protein of 499 amino acids. The transcript is spliced from 9 exons. The record is from RefSeq and is a predicted model, not a curated record. Lineage: Eukaryota; Metazoa; Chordata; Mammalia; Afrosoricida; Chrysochloridae. Gene Ontology annotation, molecular function: activin binding; activin receptor activity, type I; transforming growth factor beta receptor activity, type I. Gene Ontology annotation, cellular component: plasma membrane; activin receptor complex. Gene Ontology annotation, biological process: cellular response to growth factor stimulus; protein phosphorylation; transforming growth factor beta receptor signaling pathway.
AUGGAGGCAGCGUCUGCUGCUCCGCGUCCCCAGCUGUUCUUCCUCGUGCUGGCUGCGGCGGCGACGCUGGUUCCAGGGACGACGGCGUUGCAGUGUUUCUGCCACCUCUGUACAAAAGACAAUUUUACAUGUGUGACAGACGGGCUCUGUUUUGUGUCGGUCACAGAGACCACAGACAAAGUUAUACACAAUAGCAUGUGUAUAGCGGAAAUCGACCUCAUUCCCCGAGACAGGCCAUUUGUAUGUGCUCCUUCUUCAAAAGGUGACGUUACUACUACAACAUAUUGCUGCAAGCAUGACCAUUGCAAUAAAAUAGAACUCCCAACUACUGGAAAGCCGCCAUCCGGCCUUGGUCCAGUCCAGCUGGCAGCUGUCAUUGCUGGACCAGUGUGCUUUGUGUGCAUCUCACUCAUGCUGAUGGUCUAUAUCUGCCAUAACCGCACUGUCAUUCACCAUCGAGUACCAAAUGAAGAGGACCCUUCACUUGAUCGCCCUUUCAUUUCAGAGGGAACCACAUUAAAAGAUUUAAUUUAUGAUAUGACAACAUCAGGCUCUGGAUCAGGUUUACCAUUACUGGUUCAGAGAACAAUCGCAAGAACUAUUGUGUUACAAGAAAGCAUUGGCAAAGGUCGCUUUGGAGAAGUUUGGCGAGGAAAGUGGCGGGGAGAAGAAGUUGCUGUUAAAAUAUUUUCAUCAAGAGAAGAACGCUCCUGGUUUCGUGAGGCAGAGAUUUAUCAAACUGUAAUGCUACGUCAUGAAAACAUUCUCGGGUUUAUAGCUGCAGACAAUAAAGACAAUGGUACGUGGACUCAACUCUGGUUGGUAUCAGAUUAUCAUGAGCAUGGAUCUCUUUUUGAUUACUUGAAUAGAUACACAGUUACUGUGGAAGGAAUGAUAAAACUCGCACUGUCUACAGCAAGCGGACUUGCCCAUCUUCACAUGGAGAUUGUUGGUACCCAAGGAAAACCAGCCAUUGCACACAGAGAUUUGAAAUCAAAGAAUAUAUUAGUAAAGAAGAAUGGGACUUGCUGUAUUGCAGACUUGGGACUGGCAGUAAGACACGAUUCUGCCACUGACACAAUCGAUAUUGCUCCAAAUCACAGAGUGGGAACAAAAAGAUACAUGGCUCCUGAAGUUCUAGAUGAUUCCAUAAAUAUGAAACACUUUGAAUCCUUCAAGCGUGCUGACAUCUAUGCAAUGGGCUUAGUGUUCUGGGAAAUUGCCCGACGAUGUUCCAUUGGUGGAAUUCAUGAAGAUUACCAGCUGCCUUACUAUGACCUUGUACCUUCUGACCCUUCAGUUGAAGAAAUGAGAAAAGUCGUUUGUGAACAGAAGUUAAGACCAAAUAUUCCAAACAGGUGGCAGAGCUGUGAAGCCUUGAGAGUUAUGGCUAAAAUUAUGAGAGAAUGUUGGUAUGCCAAUGGAGCAGCCAGACUGACGGCUUUGCGGAUUAAGAAAACAUUGUCACAGCUCAGCCAGCAGGAAGGCAUCAAGAUGUAAUUGCAGCUUUUCCUGGGCUCUCAUUUUUCUUCAGAUCCGCUCCUGGGUUUUCAUUUGGGAGGUCACUGAUUCUACCUCACUGAGGGAACAGGAUAUUACUUACUUACUUUUUGCAGUAGUGUAAAAGGUCAAUGACAAACUCCCCAGGAUUUCCCCAGGACCAGCCAUGGAGUCCUUUCUGUGUACUCUGAGCACUUCUUUCCCAGGACAGUGACACAGUGUUACGUGGUCUACCUUUUAUUUUCAUUCACACGAAAUUUGUGUGUGUGUGUUUUUAAAGAUGGUUGUUUGUCUCUACUCUAGUAGCUCUGCUGUGCUGAAGACCAUCUUUAAUGGUAAAGGAGCUGGAUUUCUGAGUUACUGAAACAUUUCAUUUCUUAUUUUUUAAAGAAUACGAUUUUCUCCUGGUUAGUACAUUCUCAGACAGCGCUGAACCACUGAAGAGUUUCCUUGAAUCAGACUUUGAAUGUACUGUUCUAUCAUGUUUCAGGAUUUUAAAACUAACACAUGAAACUUACCUUGAGUCUAAAAAUGGCCUCAUAUAGUAAGUAGUGAAGAACACAAUUUAUGCAAUCGUAUUUUGUAUACUACUAUUGUUCUUUCACAUAUUCAGAACAUCACAUGCCUUCAAAAUGGGGUUGUACUAUCCCAGUAAGUGCCACUUCUCUGUCUUUCUAAUGGAAAUUAGUAGAGUUGCUGAAAGUCUGUGUGCUUUAAAGCCUGUAGU